This is a messenger RNA of Polychytrium aggregatum, 885 nucleotides long. Its product is annotated as ribosomal family S4e. Gene Ontology annotation, cellular component: cytosolic small ribosomal subunit; ribosome. Gene Ontology annotation, molecular function: RNA binding; structural constituent of ribosome. The transcript has 5 exons. Gene Ontology annotation, biological process: translation. The coding region runs from base 45 to 830 and encodes 261 amino acids. NCBI's taxonomy places the organism in Eukaryota, Fungi, Chytridiomycota, Chytridiomycetes, Polychytriales. The record is from RefSeq and is a predicted model, not a curated record.
CUCUUUUUCCGACAGCUCCAAUAUAGUCAUUUGGAUUAGACAACAUGGCUCGGGGACCCAAGAAGCAUCUUAAGCGACUCAAUGCUCCCAAGCACUGGAUGCUUGACAAACUUACCGGCACCUGGGCUCCCAGACCCAGUGCUGGUCCCCACAAGUUGAGAGAGUGCCUGCCCUUGAUCGUUUUCCUCCGAAACCGUCUCAAGUACGCUCUCACCCACAAGGAAGUCAAGUCCAUUGUUAUGCAGAGGCUCAUUAAGGUCGAUGGCAAGGUCCGCACUGACAUCACCUACCCCGCUGGCUUCAUGGAUGUCAUCUCCAUUGAGAAGACCGGUGAGCACUUCCGUCUCGUCUUCGACACCAAGGGCCGCUACACCAUCCACCGCAUCACUGCUGAGGAGGCCAAGUACAAGCUCGGCAAGAUCAAGCGCGUCGAGGUUGGCGCCAAGGGCAUCCCCUUCGCUGUCACCCACGAUGGCCGCACCUUCCGCUACCCUGAUCCCCUCAUCAAGGUCAACGACACUGUCAAGAUCGAUCUCGAGAGCAACAAGAUCGUCGACUUUGUCAAGUUUGAGGUCGGCAACAUUGCCUACAUCACCGGUGGCCACAACAUGGGUCGCAUUGGUACCAUCACCCACCGUGAGCGUCACCACGGUGGCUUUGACAUUGUCCACGUCAAGGAUGCCCGUGAGAAUACCUUUGCCACUCGUCUCUCCAACGUCUUCGUCAUUGGCCAUGGCAACAAGCCCGAGAUCUCCAUCCCCAGAGGCAAGGGCAUCAAGUACACCAUUGCCGAGGAGCGUGACAAGCGCAGAGAACAAGCUUCUCAAUAAAUGCACAUAUUGAAAACUUGACUCGGGAACAGAAAUACAUGCCUUGUCACCCAUA